GUAUUUCCUGCAUCUACAGGUUGUUUUCUCUUCUGAAAAUGAAAUCUUGAAUUUGAACUUAUAUCAAGAGUCUCUGAAGAACAACAACGCUUUGGGAUAGCCACUGCAACAUCAUGUCCAAAAACAAAGAACCUACUGUCAGAAGCUUCCAUUUUGUUUGUGUUAUGACCGUAACAGUUGGAACCAUAAUCCAGUUGUCUGAUGAAAGUGAAUUUGCAAUAAAUAAGUCAAAAAUAGGCCUUACUCAUGUUCCAAAAGACCUGCCACCAAAAACCAAAGUCUUAGAUAUGUCUCAAAACAACAUAUCUGAGCUUCAGAUCUCUGACAUCGGCUUUCUGCCAGGGUUGAAAGUUUUGAGACUUUCCCAUAAUAGAAUCCAGCGACUUGAUUUCAGUAUUUUCAAGUUCAACCAGGAUUUGGAAUAUUUGGAUUUAUCUCAUAAUCAGUUGCGAAAGAUAUCCUGCUAUCCUAUUGUGAGUUUCAAGCAUUUAGACCUCUCAUUCAAUGACUUCGAUGCCCUGCCCAUCUGUAAGGAAUUUGGCAACUUGACACAACUGAAUUUCUUGGGAUUAAGUGCUAUGAAGUUACAACAAUUAGAUCUGCUGCCAAUAGCUCACUUGCACCUAAAUUACAUCCUUCUGGAUUUAGGGAAUUAUCACGUAAAAGAAAAUGAGGCAGAAAGUCUUCAAAUUCUGAAUACAAAAACACUUCACCUUGUUUUCCACCCAAAUAAUUUAUUCUCUGUCCAGCUGAACAUAUCAGUUAAUACUUUAGGGUGCUUGCAACUGACUAACAUUAAAUUGAAUGAUGAGAACUGUGGAGUUUUAAUUAAAUUUUUAUCAGAAUUCACUAGAGGUUCAACCUUACUGAAUUUUACCCUCGACCACAUGGAAACAACUUGGAAAUGUUUGGUUAGAGUCUUUCAAUUCCUUUGGCCCAAACCUGUGGAAUAUCUCAAUAUUUACAAUUUAAUAAUAGUUGAAAGCAUUAAUAAAGAAGACUUUGCAUAUUCUAAAACAGCAUUGAAAGCAUUGAAAAUAGAACACGUUACCAACCGAGUUUCUCUUUUUUCACAGACGGUAUUAUACAGAGUGUUUUCUGAGAUGAACAUUAUGAUGUUAACCAUAUCAGAUUCACCUCUUAUACACAUGCUUUGUCCUAAGGCACCAAGCACAUUUAAGUUUUUGAACUUUACCCAGAAUGUUUUCACAGACAGUAUUUUUCAAAAUUGUUCCACGCUAGUUAGAUUGGAGACACUUAUCUUACAAAAGAAUGGACUAAAAGACCUUUUCAGUGUAGGUCUUAUGACUAAGGAUAUGCCAUCUUUGGAAAUACUGGAUGUUAGCUUCAAUUCUUUGGCAUUUGAUGGAUAUAAGGAAAAUUGCACUUGGGUUGAGAGUAUAAUUAUCUUAAAUUUGUCUUCAAAUGUACUUACUGACUCCGUUUUCAGAUGUUUACCUCCCAGGAUCAAGGUACUUGAUCUUCACAGUAACAGAAUAGAGAGCAUCCCUAAAGAUGUCACCUCUCUGGAAGCUUUGCAAGAACUCAAUGUUGCUCUCAAUUCUUUAACCGACCUUCCUGGAUGCGGCGCCUUUAGCAGUCUUUCUGUACUGAUCAUUGACCGUAAUUCGGUUUCCCAGCCAUCAGCUGAUUUCUUCCAGAGCUGCCAGAAGAUUAGGUCAAUACAAGCAGGGAACAAUCCAUUCCAAUGUACCUGCGAGCUAAGAGAAUUUGUCAAAAAUAUAGGCCAAGUAUCAAGUGAAGUGGUAGAGGGCUGGCCUGAUUCUUAUAAGUGUGACUACCCAGAAAGCUAUAAGGGAACCCCUCUAAAAGACUUUCACAUGUCUGCAUUAUCCUGCAACACAGCUCUGCUGAUGGUCACCAUUGGGGCCAUCACGCUGGUGUUGGCUGUUACCGUGACCUUCCUCUGCAUCUACCUGGAUCUGCCCUGGUAUCUCAGGAUGGUGUGCCAGUGGACCCAGACCCGGCACAGGGCUAGGAACAUACCGUUAGAGGAACUCCAAAGAACUCUCCAGUUCCAUGCUUUUAUUUCUUACAGUGAACAUGAUUCUGCCUGGGUGAAGAACGAAUUGGUGCCUUGCCUAGAAAAAGAAGACAUACGGAUUUGCCUCCAUGAGAGAAACUUUGUUGCUGGCAAGAGCAUUGUGGAAAAUAUCAUAAACUGCAUUGAGAAGAGUUACAAGUCCAUCUUUGUUUUGUCUCCGCACUUUGUCCAGAGUGAGUGGUGCCAUUAUGAACUCUACUUUGCCCACCACAAUCUCUUCCGCGAAGGAUCUGAUAACUUAAUCCUGAUCUUGCUGGAGCCCAUUCCACAGAACAUCAUCCCCAGCAAGUAUCACAAGCUGAAGGCUCUUAUGACGCAACGGACUUAUUUGGAAUGGCCCAAAGAGAAAAGCAAACAUGGACUUUUUUGGGCUAACAUUAGAGCUGCUUUUAAUAUGAAAUUAACACUAGUGACUAAAAAUGAUGAUGUGAAAACUUAAAAAUAAUCAGAGCAUCCAACUUAAGCAACCAUCAUUAACUUGGAUUCUGAUGAAGACUAUGGUUCUCAGUCACUGUUGGGGGGCACCUAUGUUAUCCCCAUGCCUUCAGGAAAGACUUAAUGGAAACUGUGUUUCAACUGGGGAAUUAGGCUGGGGCAGGAGGUGGUGCUCAGCUUGCCAAUUCAAGGCAGCUGAGUGUUUUCUGGCUUAAUCAUUCUUUUUCAAAUUGAAACAGUCUCUUUUGAGCAAAUGCUCACUCUUUCAAGAGUUCCUCUCCCCUCUCUUUUCCCGAGUGGAUUUUGUGUGAGCAGGAGUUUACGUGGCUUCAUGGCAGCAAGA
Molecule: messenger RNA, 2843 nt
Organism: Propithecus coquereli (Coquerel's sifaka)
Lineage: Eukaryota; Metazoa; Chordata; Mammalia; Primates; Indriidae
Gene: TLR6
Product: toll-like receptor 6
Exons: 2
Coding region: 114-2504 (796 amino acids)
Biological process (GO): immune response; toll-like receptor signaling pathway; cellular response to diacyl bacterial lipopeptide
Cellular component (GO): Toll-like receptor 2-Toll-like receptor 6 protein complex; membrane
Molecular function (GO): Toll-like receptor 2 binding; lipopeptide binding; transmembrane signaling receptor activity
Source: RefSeq, a predicted model, not a curated record